This is a messenger RNA of Cladophialophora yegresii CBS 114405, 747 nucleotides long. RefSeq lists its product as uncharacterized. The coding region runs from base 1 to 747 and encodes 248 amino acids. NCBI's taxonomy places the organism in Eukaryota, Fungi, Ascomycota, Eurotiomycetes, Chaetothyriales, Herpotrichiellaceae. The record is from RefSeq and is a predicted model, not a curated record. Gene Ontology annotation, molecular function: palmitoyl-(protein) hydrolase activity; carboxylic ester hydrolase activity. Gene Ontology annotation, biological process: protein depalmitoylation. The transcript has a single exon. Gene Ontology annotation, cellular component: cytoplasm.
AUGUCCGAAAGGCCGCCCUACAUCGUGCCUCCCACAGCCGAAGCCUCCUCUCCUGCCCGGCCUGCAACGCUGAUCUUCCUACAUGGUUAUGGAGACGACGCGGACGGCCUACCACUGGGCCUGGCGCAACAAUUCCAGUUCUACAACAAGAUGCAAUAUCUGAAGUGGGUCCUGCCCUACGCCCCGCACAACCAAGAAGCCAUGACCCGGGCUUGGUAUAUGCCUCGAGCAUUGCCUAAUGCCAUGAAACCCCGGGUCCCGGGCGAAGUGGCAGAGGAAGAGGCCCCGGACGACGAGGCAGGUAUCAUGCGAAGUGUGGAUGUCUUGGAUGAACUGGUCGAGCAGGAGAUAGAAAGCGGCACACCACCGGAGAGGAUUCUCGUGGGUGGAUUCAGCCAGGGCUGUGCCGUUAGUCUGGUUUGGGGUCUGACCGGGCGGCUGCGGGACAUAGUGGCAGGCGUUCUCUGCCUGUCAGGUUAUCUCCCACUACGGGAUCGAAUCGCCGAGCUGCGGAACGAGCGAGCGGUCGGUUCGAACGAGAAGGAUGCGAAGCAAUGGUUCUAUGUCCACGGGACAAUGGACAUGCUCGUUCCCCUGAAGCUGUUCGUCCAGGGUAAUGAAGACCUACUCAAAUGGGUGGAUAGAGAGAACAUCGACGGACACGUAUACGCCGGAAUGGGUCACUCGACCAACUCGGCCGAGCUGAGAGACAUGCUCGCAUUCUUUGAGAAGGUCAUUCCGGCGUAG